ACAACAACCACUACACCCACCACCACAACAACCACACCGACAACAACUACAACCAAAACCACAACAACCACACCAACAACAACCACUACACCCACAACUACAACAACCACACCAACAACCACAACUACUAAGACAACAACAACAACGCCUACAACCACAACUACAACACCCACCACUACCACAACCACGCCUACAACCACAACAACUAAAACUACAACAACAACACCAAACAACCACAACUACUACACCAACAACCACAACAACCACCACCACCACAACAACUCCCAUUACAACCCCUCCACCAUCACUAUGCCAGGUCUCCGCGAGAAUCUUGAACGGCGCCCGCGUCGUCGAUCAGUGCGCUUUUGCCGGCAUCGCCAACAUCACCGCAAACAACGGCAACAACAUUGUCUGCAACGCCAUCUUCACUAGAGCCACCGUCAACGGCACCUACAAGUCGACGUUCCUCACCUCAGCCACCUGUAAAAAAGUCAUCGAAGCAGGGUCAAAAGCUGGCGUUGUUUUUAGCUUACAAUUGGGAACACAGAUUGUGCCUAUUUUGGCGGGUUUGAUUAAUAUGUACGACGGCCCUAAUGACGUGGCGUUCUUGGACAUCUCUGACUUCUACAAGAACCUGGUAACUGGUCAGUCCUCCUGUGUGGCCCGGGGGGCGUGUCCAUACACCCCGGCCAUAGCACCAAAGGUCAGCCUUAGCGACUGCAAGAUCGUCAGCUAUGGUGCCAACAACGCAUCCUCAACAUUGAGAUCAGAUAGCUUGUAUGAGACGUCAGUCGCGUUUAAUUUUAUUGGUUGUUCAACUGUCGCCAAAAGUUCCGCUACAGUCACUGACUAUUGUUUCAGGACUAUAAGCGGCCAAAAUCUGUUCUGUAACGGUGACGCCGGCGCCCCAGUAUUCUGCCGGGCGCCAUCCAACAACGAGUGGAUCCUGUUUGGUGUAACGACACUGGGACCAUCAUGCAACACGUCACCUGAGUUCCGUGUUCUACCCUACCCCGGAUAAAGAGAACGGACAACUCAAAGGGAUACAACUACAGAUAUAUUUACGUUAACUAAAACAUAUCUAGUUUUGUAAUAAUAUGCAACAAAAAUUACUUCCCUGUUCUAUGUGGUUUUUAAUUUUGCUAUUACAUUUUCCUAGAACAACAUUUCUGAAUUUUAAAAUUGUAAAAUUCGCUUUAAUUUAAUUUGUGUGGAACUAAUCAUUUUAAAUUAAUUGUUAUCCAUGUAAUUAUAUCAGGAUAACGAGUUUAUUUUUCAAAAUAUAAGAUCUUAAAAUGUCAAUCUUACUUCAACUCGGUGAAUUUAUAUCUGCUACAUAUAAUUUUUUUUGGUAUUACUCAAGCUUUAUUUAUUUUCUCAUUGAUUUAAUUAAAAUUACCUAAUUUUAAAUAGACAAAAAUAGUUACUUAUCCAAUAAUUAGGUGUACUGUAGGCUAUUGCUUUAUAGAUGUACAAACGCUUAGAGAUUUUAAGAAAAGGCUGAUAAUAAAGUUUUUAAACUGCUUUGUUACAAAAACAAACAAAAAAAGACUAUUAAGACUAAUUAGUAGAACUAACGAUGUGUUCAGUAUAUUUUGAUAUCACAACAAUAAAAAUGGAGCUAUAAAAUAAAUGUAUGAAGUGGCU
Molecule: messenger RNA, 1647 nt
Organism: Physella acuta
Lineage: Eukaryota; Metazoa; Mollusca; Gastropoda; Physidae
Biological process (GO): proteolysis
Molecular function (GO): serine-type endopeptidase activity
Source: RefSeq, a predicted model, not a curated record